Molecule: messenger RNA, 3531 nt
Organism: Ictalurus punctatus (channel catfish)
Lineage: Eukaryota; Metazoa; Chordata; Actinopteri; Siluriformes; Ictaluridae
Gene: slc15a4
Product: solute carrier family 15 member 4
Exons: 9
Coding region: 329-2059 (576 amino acids)
Biological process (GO): oligopeptide transport; transmembrane transport
Cellular component (GO): membrane
Molecular function (GO): transmembrane transporter activity
Source: RefSeq, a predicted model, not a curated record
GUGGUGUAACAGUGAGCUGAGUGAAUCCGCAGUGUUUAUAACUCGGCUGUAGGCGGAUUAGAACCCGUGAUAGCGGUUUGUGUCACACACACACACACACACACACACACACACAUCUGAUCUCGGGGACAGUGAACUAGUGCUCGGGGAUUAGUCUGUAGAGUUUCAGCUGAAAUGUUGAGCAGGAGCUCGGUGGAGGAGUUCAACAGCAGGCGGGUGGAUGGCUGAACUGUCAGACUGAGAGAGUGUGUGUGAUUCAGUUUUUCUUUCAGGGUUCCUCUGAAGAGACGUCUUUGGUUCCUAUAGAAGACCCCCGGCGGCACACGUCAUGUCCAAUGCGGACGUAAACGAGAGCACUCCUCUUUUGGACAGCACGGGGACUCAUUACAGGCCGGAGUCGAUUUUCCGAGGGCGUCGCCUGGCGUGCGCCGCCAUCCUGCUGGCCGAGUCUCUGGAGCGCGUGGCGUUCUACGGCAUCACCUCGAACCUGGUGCUGUUCCUCAACAGCAGCCCGUUUUACUGGGAGGGAACGCUAGCCAGCCAGACGCCGCUCAUCUUCAUGGGCGUCACGUAUCUGGUGUCUCCGUUCGGCGGCUGGUUGGCCGACGCCUGCCUGGGAAAGUUCUGGACCAUCGCGGGGAGUUUCAUCUUGUAUUUACUCGGCAUGCUGCUGUUCCCCUUCGUGUCCAGCGAUAACACUCGGGUGGCUCUGUGCGGGGAGGAGAUGGGGUUUCCUGUCCAGCCGGUCGAGUGUUAUAACACGAGCGCGCCACUUCCUGCCAACGUGAGCUGCCCGACGCGGCAGGCCUACUGCGGUCCUGUGAUCUACACGGGCCUGGUCCUGGUGGCCCUGGGCGUGGGAGCGGUGAAGUCCAACAUCACGCCGUUCGGAGCGGAUCAGGUGAAGGAUCGUGGUCCAGAAGCGACGCGGCGAUUCUUUAACUGGUUUUACUGGUGCAUCAAUCUGGGUGCGAUCGUGUCUCUGGGCGGUGUCGCGUACAUCCAGCAGAACGUGAGCUUCUCGGUGGGAUUCACCAUCCCCGCCGUCUGUCUCGGGAUCUCUCUGGUCAUCUUCCUCCUGGGAUUCACCGUGUUCAUCAGCAAACCGCCGGACGGCAGCGCCUUCACACACUUGGUGAAAAUCCUGGGGUCGGCCUGCUGUGGAGGACCUGCACAACCUCAGCUGCUCAGGCCUAAGCCCAGUCUUCUGGACGGAGCGAAGGUGACCUACGGGGGGAAGUUCUCCGAAGAGAAAGUAGAGGAAGUGAAAUCUCUACUGAAAAUCCUGCCUGUGUUUCUAGCACUCAUCCCUUACUGGACCGUCUACUUCCAGAUGCAGACGACGUAUUACCUGCAGAGCCUCCACCUGCACAUCCCCGGCACCGAGGCCCAGAACUCCACGGAGCUCCAGCAGACACGCUUCGUAUUCCCGGCUGCGUGGUUGACGAUGGUGGACGCCGUGUUGAUCCUGAUGCUGAUUCCUCUGAAGGAUAAAGUCGUGGAUCCGAUACUGAAGCGCCGGGGCCUGCUGCCGUCCUCGCUGAAGAGGAUCGCCGUCGGAAUGUUCUUCAUCAUGUGCUCCGCCGUCGCUGCUGGUAUCUUGGAGACCAAGAGGUUGGAGAUCGUUCGCAAUGAGGUCCCGAUCAAUCAGGACCUCGGCGGUGUGACGUAUUACGCAGCCAACCUGCCCAUAUGGUGGCAGAUUCCUCAGUACGUCCUCAUCGGCAUCAGCGAAAUCUUCGCCAGCAUCGCAGGGUUGGAGUUUGCGUACUCGGCGGCUCCCCGCUCCAUGCAGAGUGCUAUAAUGGGUCUGUUCUUCUUCUUCUCUGGUAUCGGCUCGUUUGUGGGCUCCGGCCUGCUCGCCAUCGUCGCUCUCAAACCCAUCGGCUGGAUGUCCUCACACCAGGACUUCGGAAACAUCAACAACUGCACGCUGAAUUAUUAUUUCUUCCUCCUGGCCGGUAUUCAGGGCGUCACGCUCCUCCUCUUCCUCAUCGUCUCAUUCAAAUACGAUAAACAGAGACCCAAAGUGAACCACAGGUCUUCAUUCAACUCCUGACCCACACACACACACACACACACACACACACACACACACACACACACACACACACACACUCUCUGCAGAUUUCCCAGCAUGCCUCAGCAGGCGCCUGUGCCGCACUACCCACCUACAGUUAUUUAUAUAUUUCCUGUUUCUCUCUUCGCUCGGUUUGUAAAGAGAAUCACGUCUCCGCCGCUCGAGGUCACGUUGAAAGAUUUGGGAGUUUUGGUGUUGGAUCUGGAAUCGGCAGCUUCCUCGUCCCCGUGUUCCUGCCUUUCAUUUCAUUUCUCCCGCAGAGCUGACGGGUUUAAUAUCAAGAGAAUAUUCCACCCAUCCUGUGCCUCCUCCCCGCGACUGUGAGUUUCCGUGAAAUGUUCUCACGCGAUCUUAACGAGAGAGAGUCGUGAGAGUGCGCCGAUCAGACCGUCUCCACGAACAUCUCCACAAUCCUCCGUCUUCCUGCUUCAAGCGUUACGCGUUCUCUCGCGCGCUCCUUUUUUAAACGUAAAAGAGCAGCUUGUUUUUUUUAUUUUUUUUGUUUUUAUACUUUUUAAAAUUGCGAUCUCUCUUUAAAGACGAGCCGAUACGCAAACGUGUCGGAUCGUGUCCUCGGUCAGUCGUUUUAUUACUCAUCUAAUCAUUUGUACAUUUAAAAUAUAUACGUAUUAAUUCGACGACGUCGCUGUAGAAUUUUGCCCAGGAGAACAAUAACAGUCACGAUGUUCGCAGAGGGUGUACAAACUUUGGUCUCGGCAUUUCCCCCCUAUCUCAGCACUUCCUCCACGUUCGGUGGUGAUGUCGAUGCAGGAGGCGAGCGUUCCUUCACGCCGAGAUCCGACUCCGCCUUCGUUUUUCACAAGAACGCCGUGUUUGAAUUUCACGUGUUCUUUAAGCCUCAGGAGGAGGAGGAGCCUCAGGUCGGGGAAAGCGAACUGCACACAGCAUAACAAAACGUUUAAUAAUAAAAACAAAUCUUUAUUUUGAUUGUGAUUACCCCAUGUCUGCCUUUUAGUGUGAAAGCUUGUGUUCUGUGACUCGGUUUUGCACUGUCGCGUCCCUCGUCCAGCGCCGCACCUGUACCCAGGAGCACACGCCUGAUCCAGCUCCGUCGCUCGGCGUCGUGGCGUUCACGUGCUCAGUGUGGUGCGUGAGCCACGACGACGGCGUGAAAGCGACUGGGUCGUGUUUAGGAAUGGGGCGCGUCGUAUCUGCACUGUGAUGAAGUUGAAAGUGGCGUUACACUGGAAGAAGUUUAUUCCUGCUGAGAAACCUGUUCACACUCGCCGGUCUUCACGACCCGUUCUAUUCGUACGUGAUUGAAUUAUUUUUUUUGCACUCUGAUGUUUUUAUAAUGCGUUUCGAAUUCAUUUUAAGAGUUUUGUGCAUUUUUAUUGAUUUGUACUUUAUUUCCUCGGUCUGACUGACAUCUCGCUUUUCUCCUCUCCUCUGAUAAAGACUGCCACAGAAAUAAACAAAAUAUUCCGAAA